AUGAAACAAACAAACACCUUCAUCCUCUCAUCUCUCCUUGUUAUCUUCUUAGCAUCAUACAAGACCAACGCGAGCGUACAAGAAGAUAACGAAUUUCUUGACGCCCACAAUAAGGCCCGUCGUCGUGCAGGCAUGCCACCAUUUACCUAUGAUCAAACCCUCGCUAAAUAUGCUCGCAAGUAUGCGUUGUCCCAUGCCAAUGAUUGUGCUCUACGACACUCAAACGGGCCCUAUGGCGAAAACCUCUUUUGGGGUAGCGCUGACGGUAGCCGUUUGAAAUGGACCCCCAAGGACGCAGUCUAUGCUUGGAUAAGAGAACAUAAGUAUUAUGACAAGAAGACAAAAUCGUGUAUUCCUGGGAAAAAAUGUGGUCAUUACACACAAAUUAUGUGGCGAGACACCAAAAAGGUCGGGUGUGCAUUAUCGUAUUGCAAUAACAAAAGCACAUAUGUUGCGUGCGAGUAUGACCCCCCUGGGAAUUUCGAGGGACUUUCCCCAUUCGAAAGACAUGAUCCAUUCAUCUAUGGUAAAACUUGA
This is a messenger RNA of Cynara cardunculus var. scolymus (artichoke), 537 nucleotides long. Its product is annotated as pathogenesis-related protein 1A-like. Gene Ontology annotation, cellular component: extracellular region. The transcript has a single exon. The coding region runs from base 1 to 537 and encodes 178 amino acids. The record is from RefSeq and is a predicted model, not a curated record. Lineage: Eukaryota; Viridiplantae; Streptophyta; Magnoliopsida; Asterales; Asteraceae.